This is a messenger RNA of Mizuhopecten yessoensis (Yesso scallop), 905 nucleotides long. Its product is annotated as microsomal glutathione S-transferase 2-like. NCBI's taxonomy places the organism in Eukaryota, Metazoa, Mollusca, Bivalvia, Pectinida, Pectinidae. Bases 84 to 551 code for a protein of 155 amino acids. The transcript is spliced from 6 exons. Gene Ontology annotation, biological process: leukotriene metabolic process. Gene Ontology annotation, molecular function: glutathione transferase activity; glutathione peroxidase activity; enzyme activator activity. The record is from RefSeq and is a predicted model, not a curated record. Gene Ontology annotation, cellular component: membrane; endoplasmic reticulum; nuclear envelope.
AACUGUGAACCUUGGCAGGUCAAAGUUCAUUAAACAGAACGCGAGGAACUGAAGAGAGGGCUGCACAGAAAAAACGAUCAAAGAUGAGUACACCAAUUUAUGUGGAGAAUGUUGCUUUGCUAGGAAUAGUAACUUUGGCCGGAGGUUAUCAACUCGCAAGUUUUGCAAAGCGAGUUGGAAAGAAGAGGUACCAAGUGAAGCUAGCUUACCCAGCUAUAACUGGUAACCCCGAGUUUGAGCUGAUUUACAGGGCUCAACAGAACUGUUUAGAAUUCUACCCAAUAUUUAUGUCAGCAUUCUGGACAUCUGGCAUUUUCUUCCAUCCAGCGCCUACCUUUCUUGCUGGAGUGGUUUACCUGUACGCACGUGAGAAAUACUUCACAGGUUACUCUAAGAGUGUGGAAGGAAGGAUGUCUGGCUUCCGCUGGAGUGUGCGAGGCCUGAUGUCGUUGCUGGCUAUGGGAGGAGUGGGACUUUGUCACGCCGUACUGAAACAGUAUGCUGGGAUCAACGUGUACGAGCAGUACCUACAGCAGUAUCUCAAGUUUUAACGAGGCCAUGUGAUAUCUACUUACUUAGGAAUUUACUCAAUAUCAAUCCAUGCUUAAACGUUAACGUUAUCAUGAUUCCAAAAGACAAGAGCAUAUUUUUUCAAAUUUUCAAACCAGUGCCAUGUGAUAAUGCCUUGUCAUUGGGAUGGGGAUAAGGAGAGCACUAUAUGAUAUCUAGAUAAUAUAACAUUUGAUUAGUGCCAAACAACUUUGUACAGAACUCAAAGUAAUCUUAGGCAUUCCUUCAUUGAUCAAGUCUUGCCGUGUUUUGUUUAUAUGGUAAUAUUCAUGACAUUUGUGUUUACAUUCAAAUUUUAUGUAAAAAAACUGUCAAUAAAAUAACAGUACAAUGUU